Messenger RNA from Aureobasidium pullulans EXF-150, 3986 nucleotides. Its product is annotated as antiviral helicase. Gene Ontology annotation, cellular component: Ski complex. The transcript has a single exon. Bases 38 to 3871 code for a protein of 1277 amino acids. The record is from RefSeq and is a predicted model, not a curated record. Gene Ontology annotation, molecular function: RNA helicase activity; ATP binding; RNA binding. Lineage: Eukaryota; Fungi; Ascomycota; Dothideomycetes; Dothideales; Saccotheciaceae. Gene Ontology annotation, biological process: nuclear-transcribed mRNA catabolic process, 3'-5' exonucleolytic nonsense-mediated decay.
CACACAACAGCUCAGCAAUACCAAUUUGACUUCCAGGAUGGAUGACCUAGCGCCUGCGUUGCAAAGGCUGCACCUUGCGGAUGCGCCCUCCGGAGGAAUUGAUGCCAUCCUUGAUCAGCAACGUCCGAGAAAGCGCGCACGAAGAUCGCCUGACCAGAUCCGCUCGAGUCUGGAGAAAGACUUUCUAGUGCCAUCUACAUCUUUUAGCACCCCAUGGCUCGAUCGUCUACAACAGAGAUGGGACUGCCCUACUAAUCAUGAGGAACUGUUCGAAUUGGCUCCCACACAAACUCGCACCAUCAUCAGAUUUACCCGCGAAGGUCUUGAGGGACGUGUCACUGGUUACAAGGAAGUCACUGUCCCUGCCAAUAGCGCUACAGCAAAGAACUCGACUUCAAUUUUGAGAAAGCCCGCAAACCGUGCAGAUUUUGUUCGCGGUGCCGCUGGAUUCUUCCCCUUCGCUCCCGGCGGUCUGGACGCAGUCGAGGCCACCGCUGCCGCUGAGGAACAACUGCUUCUCGGCAGCCAGACCAAUGGCACUGUCAAGCAAAGUGGUCUGGACAAGGUCAUCAACUUCGGAGCCGACGGAGCACUACUUGAGCUACCUCCUGGAUUUGCACGCGGCCUUGACCUGCAGAAGAAGACUCCUUCAGAUCAGGCUACUGCUCAGGAAGUCGAGACCGUGCUCGAAGAGGAGCCUCAGGACCCCAUGGCAGCCAAUGGCGACAUUGUCGAUGAGGCCAAGUCCGUCGACGAUGAGGAAGACGAAGGCGAGGAGGAAGAACUGGAUGCCCUUCUUCCAGUUGAGUUCCCGGCACUGGCAGCCAGAGGUCAACUUGGUCUGUCAAGCAAUAAGCGAUCCGGUCACGAAUGGGCGCACAUGGUGGACGUCAAUCGUCCAAUGCCAAACUUCCGUGACCUGGUACCAGAGAUGGCUCGUGAAUGGCCUUUCGAACCAGAUACUUUCCAGAAGGAAGCUAUCUACCAUUUGGAGAACGGCGAUUCUGUCUUUGUCGCCGCUCACACUUCUGCCGGAAAAACAGUUGUUGCAGAGUACGCCAUUGCAUUGGCAGCCAAACAUAUGACCAAAGCCAUCUACACUUCGCCUAUCAAGGCUUUGAGUAACCAGAAGUUUAGAGACUUCCGCCAAGAAUUUGACGAUGUUGGUAUUCUGACAGGUGAUGUGCAAAUACGUCCGGAAGCAAGCUGUCUGAUCAUGACUACGGAGAUUCUUCGAAGUAUGCUGUACCGCGGCGCUGAUAUUAUUCGCGACGUCGAGUUCGUCAUCUUCGAUGAAGUCCACUAUGUGAACGAUCUCGAAAGAGGUGUGGUCUGGGAAGAAGUCAUCAUCAUGCUGCCUGAGCACGUCACUCUGAUCUUGCUCUCUGCCACCGUUCCCAACACGCUAGAAUUUGCCUCCUGGGUUGGCCGCACCAAGAAGAAGAACAUUUAUGUCAUCUCUACACCCAAACGCCCUGUCCCUCUGGAGCAUUAUCUAUGGGCUGGCAAGGAGAUGUACAAAAUUGUCAAUGCCGACAAGCAGUUCAUCGAAAAAGGUUGGAAGGAUGCAAACGAUGUGUUGUCUGGCAAGGACAAGAUCAAGGCAGCCGAGGAGAAACAAGAAGCUGCUGCAGCUGCCGCUCGAGGCGGUGGCUCGCAGAGAGGUGGCCGUGGCCAAACGCAACGCGGUGGUCCCCAAAGAGGAGGUGCUCAGCGUGGUGGAGCUCAGCAACGCGGUCGUGGUGCACCUGCCCAGCGUGGUCAAGGUAAUAUCGCCCGUACUGGCCGCGGAGGCGGCAGAACAACAGCAGCUCAAGACCGCAACAUCUGGGUGCAUCUGAUUCAGCACUUGCGUAAAGAGGAUCUUCUUCCUGCAUGUAUCUUCGUGUUCUCGAAGAAGAGAUGUGAGGAGAAUGCAGAAGCUCUGUCAAAUCUGGACUACUGCACAGCAACCGAGAAGAGUCAGAUUCACAUGAUUCUGGAAAAGUCACUCGCUAGACUCAAGCCGGAUGACCGUCAGCUGCCCCAGAUUCGUCGUCUACGUGAGCUACUCAGCAGAGGUAUUGCAGUCCACCACGGUGGUAUGCUGCCAAUCGUUAAAGAGUGUGUCGAGAUUCUUUUUGCCAAGACCUUGGUCAAGGUUCUCUUUGCUACCGAGACCUUUGCUAUGGGUCUGAAUUUGCCAACCAGAACUGUUGUUUUCUCUGGCUACCGCAAGCAUGACGGACGCCAGUUCCGUGAUCUUUUGCCUGGCGAAUACACCCAGAUGGCUGGCAGAGCAGGAAGAAGAGGUCUUGAUCCUGUUGGAUCCGUCAUUAUUGUUGCACCCGGAGCCGACGAAGCACCACCUGCUGGUCGCCUGAGACAGAUGAUGUUGGGUGACCCGACCAAGCUUCGAUCACAGUUCAGACUCACCUACAACAUGAUUUUGAACCUUCUCCGUGUAGAAGCCCUCAAGAUCGAGGAAAUGAUCAAGCGUAGUUUCAGUGAGAACGCUACUCAAGCAUUGUUGCCCGAGCACGAACAGAAGGUCAAGCUGUCUGAAGCAGAUCUCGACAAGAUCAAGAGAGAGCCUUGCGAGAUUUGCGACAAAGACCUCGAAGCCUGUCACACCGCCGCCAUGAGAUAUCAGCAGCUCACCUCUGAUCUACACCUUGCUCUUCUUGGCUCACCUAUUGGAAGAAGAAUGCUUCACCCAAAGAGACUCGUCGUGUACAGGAGAGAUGGGAUCAGGACUGUCGGUGUGCUUCUCCGAGAGGGAGUUUCGAAGGGAAUCGCACCUAGUUUGUCGGUCUUGGAAGUGGUUCCUUCCAAGUCGAAGAGACAGAAUGCCGACUUGCUGCCUUACCUUCCUCGCUACCGACGUCGCUUUACCCCAUUGCCUGAAGCCCCUGAGCAAAUGAAGCUUAGACUCGCAACAGUACCAUACAGCGACCUUGAAUGCCUAACUUCAAGCACCUUGCAAUUCGAUGUUACAGGCGCUUCAAGCAAGAUGCCAGAAGCCAUGGAGCAAGUCAAGGAGCAACUGCUGGGCGCAUGUUCUAGUUGGACAUCGGCCACUUGGGAUGAAGCUGACUACUCUCGCAUCAAGGAGAUUGGAAUUCGCAACAUUUUAGAUGAGCGCAACAAGGCGGCAUAUGACGCUCAGGAGAACAAGGAAAGCCUUCUUUGUGAUAGCUUGGACAAGCACUUUGCCAUGAUGCACGACGAAUGGCUCAUCAAGGAGAACAUCAACCAGUUGCGCGCAUUGAUGUCGGAUCAGAACCUGCAAUUAUUACCUGAUUACGAGCAGCGUAUCGCAGUUCUGAAGGAUCUUGGGUUCGUCGACGAGAACUCUCGCGUCGAGCUCAAGGGCAAGGUCGCUUGUGAGAUUCACUCUGCUGAUGAACUCGUGUUGACCGAGUUGGUACUCGAAAACGUGCUUGCCGACUACGAACCAGAAGAAAUCGUGGCACUGCUCUCCGCCUUCGUAUUCCAAGAGAAGACCGAUCAGAUCCCAACUAUGACGCCUGCUCUCGAGCGUGGACAGGAGACUAUCAUCAAGAUCUCUGAGAAAGUCAACCACUACCAGACUCUUCACCAGGUCAUCCUGUCUGCAGAUGACUCCAACGACUUCGUGAGCAGACCUAGAUUUGGAUUGGUCGAGGUCAUCUACGAAUGGGCACGUGGCAUGUCUUUCAACCGCAUCACUGAUCUGACGGAUGUCAUGGAGGGUACUAUCGUGCGUGUAAUCACCCGCCUGGAUGAGACUUGCAGAGAGGUCAAGAACGCCGCCAGAAUCAUCGGUGACCCAACUCUGUUCACCAAGAUGCAAACUUGUCAGGAGAUGAUCAAGCGUGAUAUCUGUGCAACAGCAUCGCUGUACAUGUAGAAAAGAAGAAUAGCUUCGCUUUAAUACUACAAUUGCUCUUGACUCGCUGAUUUUUGACUCCAAAAUGCCGUUCUAUUGUAUGUGCCGUUUCCGCUCUAGUGACAGGGCAAGCUUC